Enterobius vermicularis (human pinworm) is the source of this 2718-nucleotide messenger RNA. NCBI's taxonomy places the organism in Eukaryota, Metazoa, Nematoda, Chromadorea, Rhabditida, Oxyuridae. The record is from the annotation of a GenBank genome assembly.
AUGGGUUUACCAGCUCAGUCAGUGUCGGAUAGAAUGAAACUUCCUGCUCCACCACUAUUAGCACCUCCAGCUUCUGUUCCACCUUCUUAUGCUAAUUUUAUACCACCUGCUCCAUUACCAAGUUCAAUGUCUCCAGCCUCAACUGGAAGUCCGGCUUUUGUACCUCCAUUACCAGGUGCACCUGCUGUGCCCUCGUUUUCUUCAAACGUAGGUUCAUUCCCUAGUGCUUUCCCUUUGCGCCCCAAUCAGAAUGUCGCUGCUUCAAAUGGUGGUGUUUACCCUACCAGUACGAGAGUUUCUCAACCUUAUGGAGAACGUUUUCCUCCGCCCAGUUCAUUUGCGCUGAACGAACAAAGGGGAACAGCUGCCCCUGUCCCUCGAAAUCUGUUAGGUGAAAAUUAUUUGAAGGAACAGUCACUCUCUGAAGUUCCUCAUUCUUCGUCUUCUCAUCCCGUGAUUGAUGCUUCCGCAGCAUCACUCCCUCAGCCACCGAGUAAUUCAAAGCCGAGCGGAUUUCCAUCAAUGCCUAAUGGAUGUUCUAACAAUCAGAGUAAUUUUCCUCCGCUUCCUCAGCCAAAUCAAUUGCAUCAAAGUGCAUAUCCAACAUAUCGGUAUGGCAGUCCAGGUAAUUAUCCCUCGCAAGUGGCUGGACUGCAACAGGAUUUUCAACAAAUGGGGUUUGGUAGCCAUCAGCAACCUCCAUUUAUUGACCUAAUGCAGGACAGAGAGUUGUUCAGAUUUGGCACUGAUGAACAAGAAGUUGAGCUGCCGCACACAGUGUGCAGUCCGAAUGUACGUUGCAAUCCUAGCAUAUUUCGCUGUACUCUAAAGCAAAUUCCUCAAAAUGAAGAACUCUUGAAUAAAUCUCGUCUUCCUUUUGGAUUGACACUACAUCCUUUCAGAGAUAUAAAGAAUUUGAGCGUAAUUCAAACAUCGACAAUCGUUCGCUGCCGGUACUGCAGGACUUACAUUAAUCCAUAUGUCUACUUGAUAGAUAACAGGCACUGGAAGUGCAACUUGUGUUUCAGAUCGAAUGACCUGCCAGAUGAUUUCAACUGGGAUCCGACGUCAGGGACUUUUGCUGAACCUACACGUCGGCCAGAAAUCAGAAAUGCUACAGUAGAAUUUAUAGCGCCUCCUGAAUACAUGUUACGUCCUCCGCAGCCAGCUGUCUACGUGUUCAUUAUUGACUUGACCAAUCUAUCCACUUCUUCCAAUUUCAAGGGAAAUCUGUUCCAAGGCAAUCCAUUUUUGCCAGUAAAUGAUGGUCUUCUUGUUAACCUGAAGAAGAAUAUUGAGACUAUCCGUUCUUUCGUACAAAGCUUACCGUCACUGUAUGAAUCUGGAAGGUCUGGACAUAAUUGCCUUGGUGCUGCACUGAACAUAGCUCAUGCGUUGAUUGAAAAUAUCGGAGGAAGGAUCACUGUUUUACAAACGGUUUUGCCAAAUAUUGGCCCUGGAUCGCUAAUCAGUCGUGAAGACCCCAAUAAAAGAGCUUCCAGCGAUAUCCAGUGUCUUAUACCAGCAACUGAUUUUUACAAACGGUUGGCACUAGAGUGUACUGGGCACCAGAUAGCUAUUGAUCUGUUUUUGUUAAGUACACAGUACUCAGAUCUUUCUACUUUAGCUGAUAUGGCGAAAUUUAGCAGCGGUUGUGUGUACCAUUAUCCUAACUAUCAUAUGAAUCGUAACUUGCUUCAAGUGAAGCGGUUUCAAAAGCACCUAAGUAGGUAUCUGACGAGAAAGAUCGGUUUUGAAGCAGUUCUACGUAUCCGUUGCACAAGAGGGCUGACUUUACAUACUUUUUAUGGGAACUUCUUUGUCCGAUCGACAGAUUUACUGGCUAUGGCGAAUGUAAACCCUGAUUCUGCCUUUGCCGUUCAAGUCCAGAUGGAAGAGGAUUUGAAUGGGCUUAACAGUGUUUGCUUCCAAGCCGCACUGCUUUACACAUCUUCCAAAGGUGAUCGACGUAUUAGGAUACACACCUUGUGCCUUCCUGUGACGAAAGACCUUACGACGGUUUUUAAGUAUUUUGAUCUGAAGUGUUCCAUCUCACUGUUAUCAAAAAUGGCAUCAGAACGUUUGUUGAGCGGUAGAAGUUUGGAGGAUUCUCGUGAAGCUAUGGCAAAUGCGGUAGUUGAUGCAUUUGCUUCUUUCAACAACGCGGUUGCUCGGCAAGGGAGCGUCAGUAACUUGUUUUCGCCUACGACUAUGAUGAGACUGUUUCCUUUAGCUAUUUUGGGGAUGCUCAAGCAUAGUUGUUUUUCAUCUGGCCGUUCUACUAAAUUGGAUAGUCGUGCAGCAGAUUUGCUCCUGUUUAGGACGGCUCCUUUGGAAGUCAUUGAGUUGGAAAUUCUUCCCGCCUUAUAUCUUUUAAAUGAUUUUUGUGAGGUUGAGGAGAAACCGCAACGACUUCGUUUAAGUUAUGAGUGUGUUAGUUCAGAGGGAGUCUUUCUAAUGGAUAUUGGUUCGUAUGUAUAUAUAUACGUGGGUUCCAAGAAAACAUUUGACGUUCUGGAUAACACUCUUAGUAAACGGGUGCACAAUUUCUUGCGUUCUCUUCAGUGUUAUAGAUCCGUGUUCGCGCCAGUCGUUUUAAUAAGGGAUGAUAGUCACUUGAGAGAGUUAUUUACUAGUCGGUUAAAUGAAGACCGGACAGAAAGUUCAUACAGCUAUGUUGAGUUCUUAAGGCAUGUGCGUCAAGAAGUGCGGCGCUAG